AUGAGUUCAGACAAGCAAGACAACAAAGAAUUCGGUCAAUUGGGCGACAUUGCCAAGAAAUUGCAAGCAUCACAAGGUGAAGGCGGUAGCAAUGAGCAAGAUUUAAAAGCUCAAGCUGCUGAAGCUUAUGGCAAAUUUGAAAAAUUGUCCGACAAGGAAAAAGAAGAUUUGGUUAAAGGAGGGUUGGGAAAACUUGAAGAGACCACGCCAUAUAAAAAGAAUCAUAUUUAUCUAGUUGUGUUUUCAAUUUACCACCACAAACUUAGAACCUCACCUGAAGUGCCAUAUAACAUAUUCACAGACCCACUAAAAAUGAGUUCACAAAAUACCAAUAAACCUGCAAAUGAAUCAACCAACACUACCGCCGAGAAUAACCAGAAUAGCAACAAUAACAACAACAACAAUGGAGCCGCCCACAGUGAAUUAGAUCAACAAGAUUUAAACCAGAUUCAAGACGUCGCCAAAAAGAUAUUAAACCCCAACAAUGAAAAUCCUCAAAUGAAUGAAUACAUUCAAUCAACCAUGUCAUAUAUUGGAAACAUGAUGCACAAGAUGCAAACGACUAAUGAUAAAGAUGCUACGGCAAAGGAAAUUGCUGAUGACUUAACAACUAAAUUCAAUAAUUGGAAAGAAGAACGAGAAAAGAACAAGAAAGAAGAGACCAAUGGGCAAACUAGUACCGAGGAGAAGGAGAAGAAGUGA
This is a messenger RNA of Lodderomyces margitis, 702 nucleotides long. RefSeq lists its product as uncharacterized. The transcript is spliced from 2 exons. The record is from RefSeq and is a predicted model, not a curated record. The coding region runs from base 1 to 702 and encodes 233 amino acids. Lineage: Eukaryota; Fungi; Ascomycota; Pichiomycetes; Serinales; Debaryomycetaceae.